Molecule: messenger RNA, 4986 nt
Organism: Myotis daubentonii (Daubenton's bat)
Lineage: Eukaryota; Metazoa; Chordata; Mammalia; Chiroptera; Vespertilionidae
Gene: C1H4orf50
Product: chromosome 1 C4orf50 homolog
Source: RefSeq, a predicted model, not a curated record
UUUUCCUGCACAAUCUGGAGGCGCUGCACCCGCCUCGCAAUCUCCAGAAAGUCAGUGUUGCAAACGCACUCGACGUUGUGAACCGCGGCCGCGCACUAUGCCGGGAUGGAGCCCGCGGCCACCGGGCGCGCCGAGAAGAUGUUCAGCUACGUGGUCAGAGCCCCCGGCGGCGACGGGGUGGACGUGAUGAACGUGGACGUGAAGAUCGACACGACCUGGGUCUUCCAGGACGCGGAGGACAGCGGCGAGGAGCCGGGAUGGCGCCCGGAGGGAGCAGCCCUCGGGAGCCCCGACGUGGACACGGGGACGCUCCGGAGGCAGCUGGAGUCCUCCGAGCAGAAGCUGCUGGCAGCGGUGGACAAAUACGUGAGGUCGGAGUCUGGGCUCAGGAGCAGAAUCCAGGAGCUGGAGCUGUCGGAGCAGAAGCUCCUGCGGAGGGUGGACCAGCUGAGCGCCCGCGUGUGCCAGGAAAGGAGCGCCUCCCGCCGGGCCCAGGAGCAGCUGGAGGCGCUGCAGGGGGAGCUCGCCUGCCAGGUGCUGGAGCAGGAGCGCGCGGCCCGGCGGCAGCGGUGGCGGCUGCGGCGGCUGCGGGAGCAGCUGCGGCACAAGGACGAGGCGCUGGGGCAGCGGACGGCGGCCCUGGAGCGCUGCCGGCGGACCCAGCGGCGCGAGCUGGGCCUGGUGCGCGAGCAGGAGCGGGCCCUGCGGGCGCAGGUGCAGCGGCUGCAGCGGGACGUGGGGCGCCUCUGCCGCGCCGCGGGCCUCCUGCUGGCCGAGCUGGACGCCCCGGCCCCGGGCCCCGCCAGCUCCCAGGACCCGGCCAGCCCCCAGCGCGACCCGGACCCGGAUCCCGAGGAAGCAGAGGAGGUGCGCGCCCUGCAGGCGAGGGCCGAGCGCGGCGAGCGGGAGCGGGACGAGGCGGCGCGCCGGCUGCGGGAGCAGCGCGCCACGCAGCGCCAGCUCCGGGGGCAGCUGGAGGACCUCCGCUGCUGCAUCUACGGGCUGAAGCUGUCGGAGAUCGGCCUGCAGAGCCAGGUGGAGGACCUCGCCGAGCAGAACCGGCGCCUGCGCGCGGAGCUGGGAGCCCAGGCCCCGGGGGAGCCAGUGCGCGGCGCGCCCCCUGCUGGCCACGGGAGCCUGGUAAGUGGCGACACCCCGGGGCAGGAUGACCGCCAGGUGCCGGGCCUGGGAGCUGCUGGCCUUAGCAGCCCCUUGUCCCCGACGGGAACCUAUGUCCCUGAUGACAGUCUCAGCCACAGCUUCCAGGUCCCUGCUGCACACGCCGCUGCUCCCCGGCAGCCCCAGAGCCACCGGACCCCUGGUGUCUGUGGUUUCCGCACAGUCCCCCAAGGCUCGCCCGCCGAGGGGCCCUGCGCCUGGGGCGGCGUCGAGGCUGGACGAGGCCCCUUGGAGCUGGUGCCCGGCCUGGAGAUGGCAGCUGGGCUCCUGGGAGAGCUGGUGGCUGCUGACCGUGGACGGCCUGCUCCGGCUGAGCCCGCCCUGCACGGACAGACUGUCCUCCUGCUCUGUGGCUGCCCCUCGGGGCAGAGCGCCGACGCCUCCCUCCUCCCCGAGGAGCUGGCCUGGAUCUCCACGCAGAGGCCAGCAGCCGCCCCGGCCCAGGAGUCCCUCCUCCUGGUGCAGACGUCCGUGCUCCCUCCCUGGGGGCCCGCCGGAGGCCCCGCUGCCCUGCUGCUCCAGGCGGUGUUUCCAGAAGAGCCCCAAAUCCAACAGGGGCUGGACGUCGGGCCCCUGCCUGCUCCCCGAGCCAUGGACCACCCCCCGACAAGGAGCCACGGUGCCCCCCUCUGCUGGGAGGCCCCACAGAUUCCCCACCACCGCUUUCCUGGGACAGGGACAGGCCAUCUGAGCGGCCCUGGGGAGGAGGGGGGAGGAGCCCCGGAGUGGAGAGUGGAGGCGUGGGGGGCGAGGAGGACGCGGGGCAGGAAGGAGGAGGACCUCGGGGACAGGUGCUGGUGGCAGGAAAGCCAGGAGGACCCCAGCUUGGAGGACGGUGCUGGCGCCCUAGGAGGCCUGCAGGACACACACGGGGCUUCCGGUCCCCAGGCCUCCGCCUCCUGCCCUCGGCCCAGGCGGGACCUCCCUGUGCCUCUUCCGCAGCGGGAGGCCUCCCUGUCCACGGAGGGUCCCUCGUCCCUGGGCAGGAGGCGGCGGGCGGAAGGGCACGUGUGGGGCCUCCUGGGAGGGUUCCCAUCGGAGGAGGAGGAGGAGGAGGAAGAGGCCUCCGCAGCCGCCUCCUUCCGGGCUCCUGGUGCCAAAGGGCCGUCUCCACCCGGCGCUCAGCUCCUCCUCCUCGCGGAGGACGGGGCCCCCAGGAGCCCCCAGGGCCACGAGGACAGCGCUGCGUGGACUGCACCUGCCCUGCUGCUGCUGGAGGAACCGCCUGGGGAUGGGGGGCCCGGGCAGGAGGAGAAGCCGCUGUGUCUGGAAGGGUCCGGCGUGGGCUCCCAGGAGUGGGAGGAGGAGGGCACCCUCUUCCUGGUGGGAGAGGGCGGUUUGCUGUUGUCCCCCACAUGGGCCUUCCCGCCCGAGGGAGCCCAACCCACCAGGCCCCCCAGGCCCCCACGCGAAGGACAGGACGGGCCUGCGCUCACGAUAGACGCAUUCGCAGAGGAGAUGGAGACCUGCUUCCAGCAGCUGGCGGCCCUGCGGCGGGGGAGCGGGGGGUGGGGGCGCGAGGCGUCCCCGCUGGCGGGGGUUUUGGAGACCUGUCCUGCGAAGGAAGCAGGCCCCGAGGAGAGUCGUGAAGACGUUAGGCCGGGAGAGACCGAGGCCCUGGGAACCGGCCAAGUUCUCCCAGGGGUGGGGCCUGAUUUGGGGGAUCUGUGCCCCGGCCCAGGGGGGCCCUCGGAGCUGGGCCAGAGCCCCCGUCCGCCGCCAAGAGCCCUGGAGAGAGCCAGGAGGCGGUUUCGUCAGCUCGUCUCCGGACUGAAGGAGGAGAGAAGCCGAGUUUUACACGACAACGUCCGGCUUCAGCGAGACCAAGAGAGAUGCCACCGAAAGAUCCGGGCCCUCCGGACGCAGAGCGAGCGGCAGGCGAGCAAAGUGUCCGGGCUGGAGCAGGACAACGGGGCGCUGCGGGGCGACAUCUCCCGCCUGCGGAGGGAGCUGGACCAGUACCUGCAGCUCAUCGCCGACCUGGAAGACUGCAACGCGAGGAGCUACCGCAAGAUCUCCGAGCUGGAGGCGGAGAACGAAGGCCUGCGCCGGGGUCUGGGCCGGCUGCAGACGGCCGUGUCCGCGGACGCCCGGCGCUGCCGCGGCCUCAUGCAGGGCGCCGUCCAGGAGAACCGGGAGCUCAAGGCGCUGAUCUCGGAGCUCGGGCUGGGCUACAGAGAGCUGGUCAAGGACGUGGUGCUGGGAAUAGAGGACAUGAUCGGGGCCCUUCGCGGGGAGAACACGCACCUUCUGCGCAGGAUCCGGGUCCUGGAGAGGGAGGUCGCCCUGGGGGUGAGCUCAGAGGCGGGGCGUCCGGGGGGAGCAGCGCAGCGCCCCCAGGGAGAAAGCCAGGAGGCGGUGGACAAGGUGGGGACUGUAGAAAGGGCGGUGCAGGCGAGUCCGCCGUCAGAGCCGCUGACCGCGCGAGUCCACGGGCCGCCCUGGGAGGAGGGCCCUUCCUCGGGCACAGAGGGUCCCAGGUGCGGAGCCGGGGCGGCCACUCCGUCGCCGGCCGGGAGAAGGGCUGAUGUGUCCGGUGCCCUGCGAGGAGACCUCCACGGGAUGGGAGUGAAAGAGGCACAGCUGGGGAGAGAGGAGGAAGGACCGCGGCGUUCUGCAGCCCCAGGGCCGGCGCUCAGGCCCCUGGGCAGCGGCCACCAGCCCCAGGACGCCGAGGCCGAAGCGGAGACCCCGGAGGACGACCUCAGGCUGCGCGUCCGGCGGCUCCGCCACCAGGUGCUGACCCUGCAGUGCCAGCUCAGGGACCAGGCGUCCGCGGGCUGGCAGCUGCAGGCGGCCCGCGACCAGGCCCUCCGUCGCCGGGACCAGCUCCAGGGCCAGGUGGACGAACUUCAGAAAAAGCAACAUGAGGCAGUCUUGGCUGUGACCCCUUUGAAGGCCAAGCUGGCCUCCCUGGUCCAGAAGUGCCGGGACAGGAACCACCUGCUCACGCGCCUGCUGCGGGAGCUGUGCCGCCACGGGCCGGCCGAUCGCCUGCUCUGCCAGACGGUGCGCAGCAUGGUGGACGACGUGGCGCUGGCCGAGUACACAGCCACCUUCCUGGCUCCCGGGGUCCCAGAGUCACCGUAUAGCUCCCUUGGGUCAUGCAGGAUAACUGCGGGGUGUCUCUUCUUCCAGACCAGCCGCCACCCGGCCCUGGAGCAGGAGACGCCGGCGGCUGUGACAGCUCAAAACUCUCUCCUGAACCCUGAAGUGGACAGCGCCCUCCCGAGACCGUGGCGUCCUGAGCCCUGGCCCGUGACUGAGGCGGAGUGGCCAGCACUGACAGCGCGACUGGAUCCUCUGGAGCCUCCCUGGCCUCCGGGGCCGACGCCUGAUCCUGGACCUCGCCCGGCCGUGGCCACUGAGGCGCCGGGACUCCCCGUGCAGUGUCUGCAGGAGAGAGGCGGGGUGUCCUGCGCGGCCCCCCAGGCUGCCGGCCCCCCGCCCCCCGAGCUGCGGAGCCCCGCCCGGAUCCUGGCCUUCCACCGGGAGCUCGGCCGGAGUGUCCGCGGCUGCCCCCGGGUCACCGAGUCGCCGCUGGAGCUGGAGCUGGAGCCCUCGCCGCCGCUCCGGCCGCCCCGCGGGCUGUGAGUGUGGGAUGCGGAGCCCUCCGAGGCGCCGUGAGCGAUCGCAGCCUCGGAGCCCGGCUCGGCGGCCAGUAGUCCUGCCUGGGCGGCCUGUGGUGGUUGUCAGAGCUCAAGGGGAGCCCAGGACGGGCCCUGCAAAUGCGGAGCGGCUCGGCUUUGGCCAACGCGGGGCAGCAAAGGGGGUGCUGACUGGACCCAAACCCACCCAGUGACUGGC